AUGAUAUAUGAGAUAAUUGAAGAAUAUGCAACAAUCGGUGUAAUUGCUCUGGUUGCACUGAUGCAAGAAGAUGCGGAACACUCGGGAUGUGACUGCACUCUGAAUGACUUCGAUCCCAGAAAUCGGAGCCUCUCCACUACUCUGAAAUUCGAAGUUCACGAAGUCAGGGAGACGAGAGGGAACAGUACUGUACCAAUGUGGAACAAUGUCUCCGGGCGUUACGGAAAAAAGGCGCGACAUUGCGCGCCGCCUCCAAGUAUUGCAUUGGAUCUGAUCUAUCGGUCAAUGGAUCGGUGGGGCGGAGCAGAGCGCUCCUUCAAUGCCAAACAUUUCUCUCAGCCAAUCAUUUCCAUGAGCAACUAA
Molecule: messenger RNA, 363 nt
Organism: Acanthocheilonema viteae
Lineage: Eukaryota; Metazoa; Nematoda; Chromadorea; Rhabditida; Onchocercidae
Source: the annotation of a GenBank genome assembly